AUGCCAUACAACAUUGCCAUGGUCAGUGACUUCUUCUUCCCCCAGUCUGGGGGAAUCGAAAGUCACAUCUACCAGCUAUCUUCGAAACUCAUCGACCGUGGACACAAAGUGAUCAUCAUUACCCAUGCGUACAAAGGCCGAACCGGUGUCCGCUACCUCACCAAUGGACUAAAGAUAUAUCACGUCCCAUUCUUCGUUAUUUACCGAGAAACAACUUUCCCCACGGUCUUUUCCUUCUUCCCUAUAUUUCGCAACAUCGUCAUUCGUGAGCAGAUUGAUAUUGUACACGGCCAUGCAAGUCUUAGUAGCUUCUGCGGUGAAGCUAUUCUCCACGCACGAACAAUGGGCUUACGGACUGUCUUCACCGAUCAUUCUCUCUUUGGCUUUGCAGAUGCGGCUUCUAUCCUGACGAAUAAAUUGCUCAAGUUUACAUUGAGUGAUGUGGAUCAUGCUAUCUGCGUCAGUCAUACUUGCAAAGAAAACACCGUCCUCCGUGCCUCAUUAGACCCGCUGAUGGUCUCCGUAAUUCCCAACGCUGUCGUUGCAGAGAACUUCUGUCCACUCUCAUAUUACCCUCGUACUCACGAUCAAAUACCUAUCUCACCCGCCGACCCUCGACCAUCGCCGACCCCCAUUGGUCCCAAUGACACAAUCACAAUCGUUGUGAUCUCCCGCUUAUUCUAUAACAAAGGAACCGAUCUUCUCAUCGCCGCUAUCCCACGGAUCCUCGCCUCCAAUCCAAAUACUCGCUUCAUCAUUGCUGGAUCUGGUCCAAAAGCAAUCGACCUAGAGCAGAUGCUAGAACGCAACGUCCUUCAAGACAAGGUCGAGAUGCUCGGGUCUGUUCGCCAUGAAGAGGUACGAGAUGUUAUGGUUCGAGGGCACAUCUACCUGCACCCCAGUUUAACCGAAGCAUUUGGCACCGUCAUUGUCGAGGCUGCCAGUUGUGGGUUGUACGUGGUUUGCACACGAGUCGGCGGUAUUCCUGAAGUUCUUCCUCAGCACAUGACUACCUUCGCCAAACCCGAGGAGGAUGAUCUAGUCGUUGCAACCAGUAAAGCAAUUGCUGCGCUCCGCUCCAACAAAGUUCGUACCGACCGAUUCCACGAUCAAGUAAAGAUGAUGUACUCAUGGCGGGAUGUGGCUGAACGGACUGAACGUGUCUACCAAGGUAUCAUUGGCGACAUUAGUCCGUCAGAAUUCUACGGCUCCUAUCCGGACCAAGGUUGGGACGUUAGCGGCGAUCGGGUUCGCAGUUUCGCCCUCAUUGAUCGCUUGAAGCGGUACUACGGAUGUGGUGUGUGGGCUGGAAAGCUCUUCUGCCUUUGCGUUGUCAUCGAUUUCUUGAUUUUCGUCUUCCUAGAGAUGUGGUUCCCCCGGGCGAAUAUCGACAUUGCACGCAGUUGGCCUAAGAAGCAGCCGCUGGACAAAUUACGAACACAUUCGAUUCGAAAUUCGAAAUAA
Molecule: messenger RNA, 1464 nt
Organism: Penicillium manginii
Lineage: Eukaryota; Fungi; Ascomycota; Eurotiomycetes; Eurotiales; Aspergillaceae
Product: phosphatidylinositol N-acetylglucosaminyltransferase subunit A/GPI3
Exons: 5
Coding region: 1-1464 (487 amino acids)
Biological process (GO): GPI anchor biosynthetic process
Cellular component (GO): glycosylphosphatidylinositol-N-acetylglucosaminyltransferase (GPI-GnT) complex
Molecular function (GO): phosphatidylinositol N-acetylglucosaminyltransferase activity
Source: RefSeq, a predicted model, not a curated record